AUGGUCGUCACCGUUAAUGAGACCACAGGAUCAAUUAUAAUCAGGUAUAACACCAACUCUGCCUCUCUCUUAAUUCAAGGCGAGAAAGGUGAGUCAUUUACAAACAUUUUGAUCAAAAAGCUCUCGACCAUGCAUCCGAAUUCAGAGACAAAUAUUAUCGCCGAUGAUAACUCGUGUGAGCCAGAAAAAUCGGAAGAGUCACAAAAUAUGUACGAUGUCUCUAUAAGCGAGCAGUCUCAAGAUAUUUUUACUUUCGACGAGGGUACAUUGACCGGGACAAUCAAACAGAAAAAUAAUAAACACGUCAGCCAUACUGACGAA
Messenger RNA from Paramuricea clavata, 321 nucleotides. The record is from the annotation of a GenBank genome assembly. Lineage: Eukaryota; Metazoa; Cnidaria; Anthozoa; Malacalcyonacea; Plexauridae.